AUGUUUAUUUAUUUUUCAUUGUCAUGCAAAAUUGUUGUCAAUAAAUUGAUUGAAACCAAAGUCAUGGACGAUUUAAUUGCGCCUCAAAUUAAAGAAAGUUGUAGGCUAGCUAUGCCUGAUGGCUUGAAAGAGCUCAUGAGUGAUAUUUCUAGAGAAGUCUUAAGAUACCAGCCACAAGACCUCUACCAGUUCAUAGCAGAUUACCUAUCGGCCCUGCUCAUAACGAGAGAGAACCUAUCCAUUGCCAGUCAUAUAUGCGGUGAUAUGACUCAAUGCGGUUGUGAACCAGAGUUGCAACACGAGCUGAAGCAUUUAGGCGUGCAUGAAGAGGAUAUCAUACCUGCUAGGGAUAUUAUUGUCAAAUGUUUUGAGAAGGGCGAAGUGAACGAAAGCUCUCUAAUAUUGAAGUUACUUAGAGAAACCAAAAUAGACCCGAAUAUAAUUCCGGCUGUCCUGGAAGCAAUCCGCAAUGCCUUCAUACGACAUGAGGCGCGCAAAAUUGUUAAAUGUGAGUCAUCAUCAGAAUGCACCUAUGAUGACAUGAUGAGAGCAGCCAAGCAUACACUGAAUCUGUACAAAGGAACUGCGCCAUCAGAUGAAAUGUACAGAAUUAUGGCUGAGAAGAUACAGAAAACCUACCGCGCUUACGGGGUGCGAAGACACAUGAAGCCUAAAGACCUCUCAUUGAAACCACCAGCUAAGGAGGGAGACACCCAGGCAGACCCUAAUGCCUUACCCGAUAGCGCAAACACUGUCUCCCCUAAGACAUUGUCCUCUGGAACUGUUUCUUCAGAUUCCUUAACCGAGGAUCCAGAAAUUGCGAUGACAUUACAUAUGAGUAAAAUCAGAAUGAAAACUUUAUCGUCAACAUCCGUCGCCGGAUCGUUAGUGAACUUGCCUCAUUUCAAGCCAUACUCAGCCGAUGAGCAAGGCCUGUCAGACGUCGAGGAAUAUCCAGAGAAAGAGCACGCACACAUGGAUUACACCGCAGACAAUCCUCACUUCUCUGUGGUAUACGAUGAUAAGGAAUUCUUCAGAAGAGAUAGGAAGAUCAGCUUCAGUGAUACGGUACCAAUGGGAGAAAAAUUUGAACUUCUUGGCAGUGAUCACCAUGAUGUUUCGAUUGGUUUGAAUAACUCGAAUCGAUCAAAUACAUCGAAUGAAAAGGGGUUUGUAAAGAAAGUUGAUAGUAAUACAAGCAGCCUUAAUGAAAUUGGAAGUGAUGUAAUAAGGUUGGAAGACAGUGAUAAUAAUAACGAUGACAUUUUAGAAGAACUCCGAUAAUCGAACAAUAAUCGAUCAAAGCGUUUUCAAAAAUUCGAGUUAGGUACUUCAGUUUUUUUAUUCCCCUUCUUAAAAAGGAGAAGGUUCUCAAUUCGAAAGUUAUUAAUGUUUUCUUUUUAGAAAAUUAUUGUAUAUGAUAAAGAUUUGAUUUUUCUAUCAUUGUGUGUGCAACAAACCCAUAUUACCGAUUUUUUCAAUAUCAAAAUUAAAGUGGAUUCAAGAAUAAUAAAUCACAUUUUUA
Molecule: messenger RNA, 1525 nt
Organism: Helicoverpa armigera (cotton bollworm)
Lineage: Eukaryota; Metazoa; Arthropoda; Insecta; Lepidoptera; Noctuidae
Exons: 7
Coding region: 1-1284 (427 amino acids)
Molecular function (GO): protein binding
Source: RefSeq, a predicted model, not a curated record